AUGCGACGUUCUUCCGUCUUUCUAGAUGCCGUUUUUACGGAGCUUUUCUAUGUGCCGGGAUUUCGUGCGUCGCCACCGAUAAUUCGGUGCCUGAUCGACAAAAUGCACAAUUGCCUUGAUUAUUCAAUCAAGAAUCUGCUCGAUCGUUAUAAGGUAGCAGUUUUGAAGCACUAUUUGACCCUGCCUCAUCCGCAAUUACUGGCGCCACUGGAGGAAGCCGAGAAGUUUCUUUCCUCCAUCAGUGAUGCAGAGUUACCGCGCUUUGUUAGCACCUACCCUUCCCUUCUCUCGUUCCCGGUAAACAUGGAGGUCGACCAGAGUACUCACUUUGUGGUAACUCGACAGUUAUUGCAGGAUUCGCUCCUCAGGCACUGGCUCGUUCAACUCAUUCUCCCCUUUGUGAUCAAAUGGGCGCUUGCUUUGUUUGGAGACCUUCACAAGCAUCCCAUGACUGACAAUAUUGCCGGCCUUUAUUGCGAUUGGAUUGCUGGUCGCCUAAUAAGUGAGCAGAUUUUUAUCUGGCUUAACACAUUCGCCGCUAGUGUCACAGACAUGCGAAUUCCUAUCCUCUUACCUGAUAUUGGUGUUACAAAUAUUUGA
Echinococcus granulosus is the source of this 600-nucleotide messenger RNA. Its product is annotated as origin recognition complex subunit. The record is from RefSeq and is a predicted model, not a curated record. The transcript has 5 exons. Bases 1 to 600 code for a protein of 199 amino acids. Lineage: Eukaryota; Metazoa; Platyhelminthes; Cestoda; Cyclophyllidea; Taeniidae.